This is a messenger RNA of Phodopus roborovskii (desert hamster), 2380 nucleotides long. Its product is annotated as metabotropic glutamate receptor 1. Gene Ontology annotation, molecular function: G protein-coupled receptor activity involved in regulation of postsynaptic membrane potential; adenylate cyclase inhibiting G protein-coupled glutamate receptor activity. Gene Ontology annotation, cellular component: postsynaptic density membrane. Lineage: Eukaryota; Metazoa; Chordata; Mammalia; Rodentia; Cricetidae. The transcript is spliced from 5 exons. The record is from RefSeq and is a predicted model, not a curated record. The coding region runs from base 1 to 2373 and encodes 790 amino acids. Gene Ontology annotation, biological process: regulation of synaptic transmission, glutamatergic; G protein-coupled glutamate receptor signaling pathway.
AUGGGCUCAGAACAUGACCAUGCUCUAUGUCCUGGCCAUGUGGGCCAGUGUGAUGCCAUGAAGCCCAUUGAUGGCAGGAAGCUCCUGGAUUUCCUCAUUAGAUCAUCCUUUGUUGGAGUAUCUGGAGAGGAGGUGUGGUUCGAUGAGAGGGGGAUGCUCCUGGAAGGGAAAUGCCCAGGAAGACUGGCAUGUAUGCACUUUCUAUGUAGGUAUGACAUCAUGAAUCUGCAGUACACUGAAGGUAAUCGCUAUGACUAUGUCCACGUGGGAACCUGGCAUGAAGGCGUACUGAACAUCGAUGAUUACAAAAUCCAGAUGAACAAAAGUGGAAUGGUCCGCUCUGUGUGCAGUGAGCCUUGCUUAAAGGGUCAGAUUAAGGUCAUCCGGAAAGGAGAAGUGAGCUGCUGCUGGAUCUGUACCGCGUGCAAAGAGAAUGAGUUUGUGCAAGAUGAGUUCACCUGCAGAGCCUGCGACCUGGGGUGGUGGCCCAACGCAGAGCUGACCGGCUGUGAGCCCAUUCCUGUCCGUUACCUAGAGUGGAGUGACAUAGAAUCUAUCAUAGCCAUCGCCUUCUCUUGCCUGGGCAUCCUCGUGACUCUGUUUGUCACCCUCAUCUUUGUGCUGUACCGGGACACACCUGUGGUCAAAUCCUCCAGCAGAGAGCUCUGCUAUAUCAUUCUGGCUGGCAUCUUCCUGGGCUACGUGUGCCCUUUCACCCUUAUCGCCAAACCCACCACCACAUCCUGCUACCUCCAGCGCCUCCUGGUCGGCCUCUCGUCUGCCAUGUGCUACUCUGCUUUAGUCACCAAAACCAACCGUAUUGCACGCAUCCUGGCCGGCAGCAAAAAGAAGAUCUGUACCCGGAAGCCUAGGUUCAUGAGCGCUUGGGCCCAGGUGAUCAUCGCCUCCAUUCUGAUUAGUGUCCAGCUGACACUGGUGGUGACCUUGAUUAUCAUGGAGCCUCCCAUGCCCAUUUUGUCCUACCCGAGUAUCAAGGAAGUCUACCUUAUCUGCAAUACCAGCAACUUGGGUGUAGUGGCCCCUGUGGGCUACAACGGACUUCUCAUCAUGAGCUGUACCUACUAUGCCUUCAAGACCCGCAAUGUGCCGGCCAACUUCAAUGAGGCUAAAUACAUCGCCUUCACCAUGUACACUACCUGCAUCAUCUGGCUGGCUUUCGUGCCCAUUUACUUUGGGAGCAACUACAAGAUCAUCACUACCUGCUUCGCAGUGAGCCUCAGUGUGACGGUGGCCCUGGGGUGCAUGUUCACUCCCAAGAUGUACAUCAUUAUUGCCAAGCCCGAGAGGAAUGUCCGCAGUGCCUUCACCACCUCCGAUGUAGUCCGCAUGCACGUUGGUGAUGGCAAGCUGCCCUGCCGCUCCAACACCUUCCUCAACAUUUUCCGGAGAAAGAAGCCGGGGGCAGGAAAUGCCAAUUCUAACGGCAAGUCUGUGUCGUGGUCUGAACCAGGUGGAAGACAGGCGCCUAAGGGGCAGCAUGUGUGGCAGCGCCUCUCUGUGCACGUGAAGACCAACGAGACGGCCUGCAACCAAACGGCCGUGAUCAAACCCCUCACUAAAAGCUACCAAGGCUCUGGGAAGAGCCUUACCUUUUCAGACGCCAGCACCAAGACCCUUUACAAUGUGGAGGAAGAGGACAACACCCCUUCUGCUCGCUUCAGCCCUCCCAGCAGCCCAUCAAUGGUGGUGCACAGACGCGGACCACCUGUGACCACCACGCCGCCCCUGCCACCCCACCUGACCGCAGAGGAGACUCCCCUGUUCUUGGCCGAUUCCAUCAUCCCCAAGGGCUUGCCUCCUCCUCUUCCUCAGCAACAACAGCCGCUGCCCCCUCAGCAACCCACACAGCAGCAAAAAUCCCUGAUGGACCAGCUGCAAGGCGUGGUCACCAACUUUGGAGCUGGGGUCCCGGACUUCCACGCUGUGCUGGCAGGCCCGGGGGCACCGGGCACCGGGCUGGGCUCGCUGUACCCGCCCCCGCCUCCCCCGCAGCACCUGCAGAUGCUGCCCCUGCAGCUGAGCACCUUCCGAGAGGAGCCCAUCUCCCCUCCCGGGGAGGAUGACGAGGAUGACAGUGAGAGGUUCAAACUCCUGCAGGAGUUCGUGUAUGAGCGCGAAGGGAACACGGAGGAAGACGAACUGGAAGAGGAGGAGGACCUGCCUGCAGCCAGCAAGCUAACCCCUGAAGAUUCGCCGGCCCUGACGCCUCCUUCUCCUUUCCGAGACUCGGUGGCCUCUGGCAGCUCAGUGCCCAGUUCCCCGGUGUCUGAGUCAGUGCUCUGCACCCCUCCAAACGUGACCUACGCCUCUGUCAUCUUGAGGGACUACAAGCAAAGCUCUUCCACCCUGUAGGGAGGAA